GUUUUCACAAGUCAGUUGGACAGGGGCAGAGAUGGCUCUGAUCUGAGCUAAAUUGCGUUUCUCUCACUGGCCUUACUUAGCUUUCUGUCACUACCUCUAAGGCCAGGGCACAUUUCAUUCACUGACUCUGAUUCUAGGGGCCAAGAGUGUUUCUUUGGUACUGGUUUCAAAGUCAGGGCAUAUUUCCUGGGUUCUGGGUUUGGGGAUAAAAUGUUCACUUCUCUAGCUCAGGUCCCAAACACAGGCUGUGUUUCUUUCCCUGGUCCUGAGCCCUAGGGCCAGGAGUCUGCUGUCCUGCUCUGUGAUUGGUUGAUUUCACAUGUCAGUUGGACAGGGGCAGAGUUGGCUCUGAUCUGAGCUAAACUGUGUUUUUCUCACUGGCUUUAUCUGAGCAAUCCUUUCCUAGUUCUGGGCUCCAUGGUCAGGGUGGAUUUCUCUAGCCAGCCCCUUUUCCCUACAAAAACCACACACACAAAGAUUGGCUCGUUAUCUAUCUGUCUGUCUGUCUGUCUAUCUACCCAUCUAUCCAUCAGAAGCAGACUAAGAAUGUGGCUCACACACUGAGAAGGGAUAGGAGAGGGCAGGGAUAACCCAAACUGAGCAGAUGCCAGCUGGGUCCCCACCACCACCACACCUAGGUGGCCAGCCCAGGGCGCGAAAAACCAGGCGGAACUCAGGACGCGAGCGCAGCGCCAGCUUGCGGACCACGGGGAGUGUGCGCACCGGAAGCGGUCCUGAGAGAUGAACAUGGCGGCCGCCUGGGGCCUGCGCUGGGGCCUGCACCGAGCUGGAAUCUUGUUGCUCCCGCCGCCCGCGCGCUGUGCUCGCCACGCUCUGCACAGACAGGUAGACGGCACCGAAUUCCAGAGCAUCUACAGCCUGGACAAGCUCUACCCCGAGUCCAAGGGCGUGGAUACGGCCUGGAAGGUCCCGGAGCAUGCGAAACAAGCCAGCAGUGACAUCCCUCUAGAUCGAUUGAGCAUAUCUUACUGCCGGAGUAGCGGUCCUGGGGGGCAGAAUGUUAACAAAGUGAAUUCCAAGGCUGAAGUCAGGUUUCACUUGGCCAGUGCAGACUGGAUUGCUGAGCCCGUGCGCCAGAAAAUUGCUCUCAAGCAUAAAAACAAGAUCAACAAGGCAGGAGAGCUGGUUCUUACCUCCGAGAGCAGUCGCUAUCAGUUCCGGAAUCUGGCAGAAUGCCUACAGAAAAUUCGAGACAUGAUUGCUGAGGCCAGCCAGUUGCCCAAGGAGCCAUCCAAAGAGGACGCUCAGCUCCAGAGACUCAGGAUAGAAAACAUGAAUCGGGAAAGACUGCGACAGAAAAGAAUAAACUCUUCCAUAAAGACGAGCAGGAGGGUGACUGUGGACUGAAGUCACCACACUGCCAGCAGAGACUGGGGUGUCAUGCAGCUCUGCAGAGAGCCGCCGUACCAGGGGAGCCUUGGCAGAACGUUCCUCGGGAGGGGAGGCUACAGGUCACCCAGGGCAGCCCCUUAGGUGGCCACUUCAUUUAUUACUGGCUGCAAUAAACUC
This is a messenger RNA of Peromyscus eremicus (cactus mouse), 1530 nucleotides long. RefSeq names its product mitochondrial ribosomal protein L58 (gene Mrpl58). Gene Ontology annotation, biological process: mitochondrial translational termination. Gene Ontology annotation, molecular function: translation release factor activity. The record is from RefSeq and is a predicted model, not a curated record. Gene Ontology annotation, cellular component: mitochondrial large ribosomal subunit. NCBI's taxonomy places the organism in Eukaryota, Metazoa, Chordata, Mammalia, Rodentia, Cricetidae. The transcript is spliced from 7 exons. The coding region runs from base 742 to 1368 and encodes 208 amino acids.